Molecule: messenger RNA, 2755 nt
Organism: Pygocentrus nattereri (red-bellied piranha)
Lineage: Eukaryota; Metazoa; Chordata; Actinopteri; Characiformes; Serrasalmidae
Gene: pcsk2
Product: proprotein convertase subtilisin/kexin type 2
Exons: 12
Coding region: 226-2151 (641 amino acids)
Biological process (GO): protein processing
Cellular component (GO): trans-Golgi network; Golgi membrane
Molecular function (GO): serine-type endopeptidase activity
Source: RefSeq, a predicted model, not a curated record
AUUAUAGAUGAAAGGCUGCAAACAUGCAGAUCGGGGUCGCGCAAGCAAAACAACGGCCGUUCCCGAGGAGGAGAUGAACCGCGCGCGGCGCUGAUCGAGCCUUCUUCUUGGUCCAGGAGCAGGGUGUGCGUGCGUGCGCGCGCGUGCGUGCGCGUGUGUGUGUGCGUGGUUUUUGCUUCAUCUCCGGAAUCCACUCCACACCGCGGCCACACCGACCGAGGCACGAUGCUGGGAUGCUUGAAAUACGGGACGGCGCUCGCGUUGGCGCUGCUGAACGCGUGGCUGCUUGGCACCGGAGCCACCGAGGAGGGCAUUUACACGCACCACCUUCUGGUCCAGUUGCACGAGGGGGUCGACGAGGACGCCCACCAACUUGCAGUGGAGUACGGCUUCGGGAGCGCCAGGAAGCUUCCCUUUGGCGAGAGGCUUUUUCAUUUCUACCCGCGGGACGCUCCUAAGACCAGGAGGAAACGCAGCCUUCGCCACCGCCAGCGUCUGGAGAAGGACCGGCGGGUGAAAAAUGUGAUUGCUCAGGAGGGCUUUGACCGUCAGAAGAGGGGCUACCGAGACAUCAACGACAUUGACGUCAGCAUGAGUGACCCGCUUUUCUCCAAGCAGUGGUAUCUUAUAAAUACAGGGCAGGCUGACGGCACUCCCGGGCUGGACCUCAACGUGGCUGAGGCUUGGAAGAUGGGCUACACUGGAAAAGGAGUCACCAUCGCCAUCAUGGAUGAUGGAAUCGACUACCUACACCCAGACCUCGCCUUGAAUUAUAAUGCAGAGGCCAGCUAUGACUUCAGCAGCAACGACCCGUACCCGUACCCCCGCUACACGGAUGACUGGUUUAACAGUCAUGGGACCAGGUGUGCUGGAGAGGUGUCUGCAGUGGCUAACAACAACAUCUGUGGAGUAGGAGUGGCCUACAGCUCCAAGGUGGCAGGCAUCCGUAUGCUGGACCAGCCUUUCAUGACGGACAUCAUCGAGGCCUCCUCCAUCAGCCACAUGCCACAGGUCAUUGACAUCUACAGCGCCAGCUGGGGUCCCACUGACGACGGCAAGACGGUGGAUGGACCCCGCGAGCUCACGUUGCAGGCCAUGGCAGAUGGUGUCAACAAGGGCCGAGGGGGUAAAGGCAGUAUCUAUGUGUGGGCUUCGGGGGACGGUGGUAGCUAUGAUGACUGCAACUGUGAUGGCUAUGCCUCCAGCAUGUGGACCAUCUCCAUUAACUCGGCCAUCAACGAUGGGCGCACGGCCCUCUAUGACGAGAGCUGCUCCUCCACGCUGGCCUCCACCUUCAGCAACGGCCGCAAGAGGAACCCCGAGGCAGGCGUGGCCACCACAGAUCUGUAUGGAAACUGCACGUUGCGUCACUCUGGCACGUCGGCUGCUGCUCCCGAGGCUGCUGGCGUGUUUGCCUUGGCGUUGGAAGCCAAUCCGAACCUGACGUGGAGGGACAUGCAACACCUGACAGUGCUCACCUCCAAGAGGAACAAACUCCAUGAUGAAGUGCACCAGUGGAGGAGGAAUGGAGUGGGCCUGGAGUUUAACCAUCUGUUCGGCUACGGCGUGCUGGACGCUGGCGGCAUGGUCAAGCUGGCACGGGACUGGAAGACUGUGCCAGAGCGUUUCCACUGCGUGGCUGGCUCUGUUCAGGAGAUGCAUAAGAUCCAGUCAGGUGAGAAGCUCUCUCUCACCAUCUCCACAGAUGCCUGCCAGGGCAAGGAGAACUUUGUGCGCUACCUGGAGCAUGUGCAGGCCGUGGUGACAGUGAACGCCAGCCGCCGUGGAGACCUGACCAUCAACAUGACCUCACCCAUGGGCACCAAGUCCAUCCUACUGAGCCGUCGGCCGCGCGAUGCUGACGCCAAGGUGGGCUUCGACAAAUGGCCCUUCAUGACCACGCACACCUGGGGCGAAGACCCACGUGGCACCUGGCUGCUGGAGGUGGGUUUCCAUGGCGACGCCCCCCAGAGCGGCACGCUGAAGGAGUGGACCCUCAUGCUGCAUGGGACGCAGAGUGCCCCUUACAUAGACCAGGUGGUGAGGGACUACCAGUCCAAACUAGCCAUGUCCAAAAAAGAGGAGCUGGAGGAGGAGCUGGAUGAGGCCGUGGAGAGGAGCCUCAAGAGCCUGAUGAGUAAAAGCAACUAGCCCCAGGACGGCCCUGCAUGACACCCACCUUUUCUCUCUUCUUUCUCUCUCCCUCUCUCUCUCUCUCUCCCUCUCUCUCUCUCUUCUGUCAGUGUAUAUUUCUCUCACUUCUUCUUUCUUCGCACCUUUUAGUUUCGAUUUUUUUCCUCCCCCUGUGGUUCCAAUCACAAUGAAUGUUUCAUGUAGCCCCGUCAAAAUAAAAGUAUAUUCUCAAAAAUGAUCUGCCCUACAGAUGAAAAUAUGGCAUCUUGCUUUCUGUAUUAUGUUUUGUUUUUUACAAUUUAAGAAAAAUGUAUAUAAACAGAAUAUAUAGAUACUAUAUUAAGUUCUUGCUUAUCUUGCUGUCUUACCCACCUCUACGAAGACAACUACUGUACAGUUUGUGACUGUAAAUGACUUUCUGUGUUACUCUACCUACCUAAUGUUUAGUACCUUGCAAACACAGCAGUGGUAUUUCUUUUCUGUUAUAUAUUUUUGUGAGGAUGAGCUGUUUAUAUCUGCGGUUGGAGAUGGAAUGUGUGAUCACAGCUUGUGGACGACUACAGCAUAUUUCAUAUCCUUCGGUAUAUCUAAUAAUAAACCUGUUCUGCUGUUUGUUAAAGCA